Molecule: messenger RNA, 2394 nt
Organism: Balearica regulorum gibbericeps (East African grey crowned-crane)
Lineage: Eukaryota; Metazoa; Chordata; Aves; Gruiformes; Gruidae
Source: RefSeq, a predicted model, not a curated record
UUGCCUUGUAGAAGGAGAUGCUAAAGAAGAAAUCUUGCAGCCUCCAGAGCCUCAGCCAGUACCACCAAUCUUAACACCAUCUCCCCCAUCAGCUUAUCCAACAGUAACUACUGUGUGGCAGGACAAUGAUAGAUACCAUCCAAAGCCAGUUUUGCACAUGGUUUCGUCAGAGCAUUCAACAGACCUCAACGAGAAUUAUAAUAAAUCAACAGAACUUUCAGGGAAGAAUGAACCCAGUGCAGAGAAAAGGCUGGAACGCAACUUAAGUUUUGAAAUCAAGAAGGUACCUCUUCAGGAGGGACCACGAAGCUUUGAUGGGAACUCCCUGUUGAACAGGGGACAUGCAAUUAAAAUUAAGUCUGUGUCAUCCUGUGUAAUUGAUAAGAGCUUUAAGCCACAGGAACAGAUUUCAGGGGAUUCAUUUGUAGAUGCUUCUCAAAACUCAUGUCUGGAAUGCAGCGUGCCACAGUCUAGCACAACCUUAAUACCUUCACCGGAAAGUCUGCAGAGUCAGCAGGCUUCUGAUACUCCACCAAGACCAGAUCGUCUGCCUCUGACAGAAAAGGGACAUGCCACGUGGUCACUGCAUGGGCCUGAAACUGCACUGCGUACAUCAGUGUCUGAAGACAUGUCUUCAGACAUCAUAUGUCAUGGCGUUAAAACUCUCUCUCUGGUAUCAAACACCACAGUUGAACAUGCUUCCAGCGAUAAUGUUGAUCAUACUACUAUUUCUGUUCGAGCACCCCUCUGUUUUACUAAUCCUCUUCAUUCAGAUGAUUCUGACACAGAUGAGAUGAACUUUGAUGGAGCCAUGAGCAAAAGCACAUCUAAUGUUUCAACCGCAAGUGCCACAGUUUCUGCUGCCACUAGUACUGAAAACAUUUCUGCCAGAAAAGUGUUGCCAAUGUCUAUUGCUAGGCAAGACUUAACAGCCAUAACAUGUUCUGAAGAUGGCAAAGAUGCUGAAUCUAGUGAAGAUUCCUCUCCCCCGCUCCCAGAAAGAACACCAGAAUCAUUUGUAUUAGCAAGUGAACAGAGCACACUCUUGCCGAAGCCAGUUACGAUUGUACAGUCUGAGUGGAGCAUAUUGCGCGAUCAGCAUCUCCCUGAACAAACAGUCUCUACAGGUUUGAAAACAACUUCACCUGUACUACCUGAUCGUCCUGAGAGAAGCAACAAAACACCAACUGAUGGUUUACCUCAGAUUUCUUUUUCUGGUUCCACUGAUACAAGAGGUCAAAUUUCAGAAUUUCCUGCAGAAGUAACAGAGAUUGGUUUUGGUAACCGCUGUGGAAAGCCCCGAGGACCAAGAGAGCCACCCUCAGAAUGGACAUGAUCCAAGAACCAAUGGACAUACUAUCAAUAAAUUAUACUGGAAAACUCAAGUGCCACUGAGAACUAGAAAAAUAGUAUUCCACUUCUUUGGGGGGCGACUAACACAGAGCAGAGUAGAUCUAACUACCAAAUGGUACAUUCUUACAGUACAUCCCACGCAAAACCUUAAACAUUGUUCACAGCAGUGGAUUCCAGUAUUACAACUUAACUUUUUGCUGGGGCCAUCUACCUGCCUUAUUACACUUAGGAGAAAGUAUUACAUAUGAUUUAUUUUGUAACUUCAAGUAUUAUUGCCUUAAUGUCUUUUAACCCUGUUACACGCUGCUUGUAGACAUAUGUUAAUAUAGUAAUACUUUUGACAGAUUGUGUUUAUGGACUACUUUUUGCUAACGUUUGAUUACCAUGUAUGCAUUAUUUUGUAUAUGUACAGGGCAAGUAAGUAUAUAAUUUGAUAAAGUUGCAAUCAUAAAAUAUUAACAGAAGAUGUAAGAAAUCUCUGCAUGAUCUAAAUUUUUGUGUACCUUAUUUGUAAAUUAUUUGCCCUGAAGUUUUAGAAAAUAGUUUCUGGGGUUUUUUACAAAACUUGCUGGACACACACAGCCAGAAUUGCAGGUUAGCAGAGAUAAAGAUUGUAAUACAUUUUGUAAAUUGUAUGCAAAAGGUUAUUUUUAUAUUAUAUACUGUUUAAUUGUCAGACCUAAUUUGUUCUGGUUUUCAUCUAGUCAUGGAGAUUCAGUAAGUGCCUUGGAACAGUAUUGAAUUCUCUUAGCCUGUGUAUGUUACUUCAGUGUUUUGAGUUCAUCUGGAAUUAGAUUAUCAAAAAUAUUUGUACGUUUCUAGUAUAUUUGACCUGCCAGUAAAAGAGAAACCAUUCUACAUAAUCAACACUCCUUAGUUUUCAUUUUAAUGUUUCAUCAGUUGCAAUCUUUAGAAAAUUCAUCUCUAUCAACUUUCUGUAUAAUAGGGUUUUACAGUUUUAAUAUGGCGUGUUUCUAAUUUGGGAAAACCAGAACACACUGGUAAAAGGACUGUUUAAAUACCACUGUCUUCUCUGACAAA